AUGGUGUUUACCCAUGUUCAAGUUGCCUUUGGCGUACCUUCGCUUCUCCUGCCCUCGUCGACGCAUCCGACAGCCUGCGCAUACAGAACUUCUUUUGUUCUCGUAUCCCCUGGUCGUUGCUCGGGUGAGGUGGAGGAGUCUGCUGGUAAAGUGACACUUGUAGAAGCGCAAGCGGCUCCUUCUUCGUCUUCUGUAUCAUGUUCCACGUCUGUACCUGCUGCUGACACUCCACCGCAACACGUACCCACGAUCCGUCUCAUCUCUGCAACACCAUCCGCAACGGGCUCGGCGGCUGACGCAAGUACAUCCCUCAGCGCCAUUGCGCCGUUUGCUUCCUCGCCGCUCGCCCCACGGGUAGACUCACCAGCCUCACGGAAACGCUUGAUCCCGAAGAAAUCAAAGCUUGGGCUUCUCACGGGCGGAGGCAAAAACAAGGAGAAGUCUACCAAGGAUUUCUCGGACGUCGUACGCCGCGUUGGCAGUAAUACAGCUUCCACAGGUGGAGGCGGUUUUGAGAUCUACGUCGAUCAUGCGGACGACCCCGACCUUGGAGAAAUCGUCGUAGUCAAGAAGAAGAAAUCACGACUGGGCCUCGACGGUAUGAAAUGGGGUGCCCUAGGCGAGGUGACCAAUGUCCCAUCGGCACCAAAGGAGCGGAAGAACACGGCUGUGGAGCAUUUGCUCAAAGUGAAGGGCGAUGACAGCCAGAAAUGGUGGAGCAUCGGACGCGGUCGCAAAGACUCGAAGGGCAAGGACAAGGAAAACGAGAAAGCCCCCACCCGUUCGAAGACUCCCGAGCCCGUGAAGUCUCUUGACACUCGCGCCCGCUUCAACUCCCUAGACUCAGGAAUCAUGCUCUCGAGUACUACGCCGCACGAAGUGCGUCAGGGCACAACUUCGCUCACCCAGGCCGCUCAGCCCGUGACAUUGUCGCCGGCAAGAGCUAUUCCUUCCAUGGAGCCCGUUCCCAAAGGCGCGAACGGCUUGCUCGCACCUGAACCUAACCCUGCCACUGGCUCCAUCGCUGUGCGCGCCAUCAAAUCUAUGCGAUCAUUGGCGCGCAUGGCCAGCUGGGCUCAACUAUCGAACAGUGGCGAUAAGGAGAACGAAGAGUCUGGGCAGACCGGUACUCUCACUGGUACGAUGAAAGCCAAAGAGAAAGAGAAAAAGGAGAAGGGCGCAGAAAAGAAAAAGAAGAAAAAGGAGAAGCGAAAUGACAAGGAGAAAGAAAAGGAGAAGGAGACGAAGGAGCGGACUGUGCGUUGGUCGGGUAGCAGCUUCGAAGCCGGCGCACCGAGUGCGCAAGGAAGCCCCCCACCGCCCGUCGAGAAGGAUGCUUACACGAAGACUCUCGGAAGAAAGAAACAGAGUAUACUUGGGCUCGGUCUGCCGUCUACAAUGAAGGGCUUGGCCACGAUACGCAACACAUCUUCAUCCUCUUCGUCCGUCGGCCAACCGCAAGCGCCGAACCGUCUCUGGAUAGACUCAGCCCAUCUCAUUAUGAACGCAAACGGCCGUCCUACAUCCAUCGUAUCCAACGGGUCUUCCCUUCGUCCUGUCUCGACUGCUUCGGGCGGCUCGAUGUUCUCCGAGCGCUCAAAGCGCUCAUCGUCGAGCUCGGUCGCAUCUGUGCGCUGGGACGAAGAGGGCCUGCGUUCGUCAAAAGAAAGACAACGGAAGGAGCGCCGCACACGCGAGAAGGACAGCAAGAGCGGUCGCACAUCGCGCGACAGCCGCAGGUCCUCUGAGGGAAGGCGUCGGGCUGCAAUUGUGGAUAUCUUCCCCGAGGCGCAAGCGCAGAUAUCACGUCCUACAUCCAUGACGAGCGCAGGAUCAGUCUUCGACAAACCGAUCGUGCGGGUAGAGGAGGCUACGGCAGACGGCCACUCGGACCAUGCUGAGGAUCCCGUCGCCGAGACGCCUGUCAAACGUAGCCGCCCUCGGCCAGUGUCUGAGCAAAUGCUCGGCAAGGUCAGACCUCAACCUAUGUCGGACGAAGGGGAGGGUGUGCUCUCAAUCCUGGACGCCGCGACUAACGACCUCGCGUCGCUCAUCAAUAGACUGGAUCUAGAGGCGACCCCCUGCAGCACGAAUGGAUCACCUCUAAGGCUUUCUCCUUCUCAACGAAAUGGUGACGACAGUCCCAUCAAGAGGCGGUUUGUGCAGCGGGAUAGCCCUCUGAAGACAGAAUUGAGAGAAUGUACUGCCUCAAUGCAGUCUCUCCGGCCAUACGCUCAAGCACAGAAUGCUGCGACCGUCGCACUUCAGCAGCCAUUCGAUCCGCGGCAAUACAUAGGAAAGCAGAUAGCGCCUUGGUCGGAGCUGAACUGGCAGGUAUCCCCUAAGAAAGGACCCACCAGCACGAUCGCCGUGCGGCCGACACAUAGACGUACGCUCACGCCUACGCCUGCUCUUGAUCCGCCAUUCGUCUUCCAGCCCCUGCGUCCGGCCAAAGGCAAGAUCCCGCCCGCUAUCGCAACGAGCAUGCCCACCAAUGUAUCCACACCUACAGUCAGCAACUCGGGUGGUAUCACGCCAUCAUCCUCGACGUUCGGAUCCAGACCAUCGAAGAUCUCGCUUAGAAAUGAUUCUAAAGGAGAAGACGACCAUGCACCGUCGCCGACUCCCGUUUUCAGACGGAGUACAGGUCAUGUCAGGAAGCCAUCAUCCCUUAUUGGCAUCGAGACGAAGCAGAGCCAGAAGUGCAUGUCUGAUAAAAACAGUGCCUUCACAAUCUCUCCUGAAGCAAGGCGCGGUCUGGGACUACGUGGAACUAUGGGUGGCGACUCGUCGGCGGAGCCGCCUAUGGACCCUGAGGACCCUGACUCAGACAUUCCUGAUGAGCUGCAGGUUAUACUGUCCGGCCAAUCCGACGACGAUUGCACUCGCCGCCUCGAUGUGGGGAGAAGCUCAUGCCGGGAGUCGGCACCGCCCUCUCCCAUCUCCCCGUCCGAUAUUUCGUUCCCUGGGUCCCUUCCCGAUGUGGCUGCUGCGGCCCCCAUAUUGCCAGUGCUGCAGCUCGAUGACGAGGACGGAAAUCACGCUGAUAUCGACGAAGCCGGUAACGGCUCGUCAUCCGAAGAUGACACGAAAAAGUCCUUCGAUUUUACCGGGGAGUUGCAAAAGCUGAAUGAGUCUGGAGCAUCUGAUCGACACAGCUUCGUAGAACAACUCGAGAAUGCUUUCCGUACACCUGCGAGAAUUGAUCUUGGCUACGGUCUCGGUGAACAUAUGGGCCUCGAUGAAGGAUUCUUGGCGGUGCCACCUGUUCCGGCCCUCCCUGCUAACUAUCGGCGCACACCCCCCGAAGAUGUUGCACCGCGCAGUAUCUCGAACCCAGCGGACGAUACUGUUCUCUAUGGCAACUCCUGCGACCCAAUGUACACAAAUUCCUGCUUGUCUGAGGAGGUCAGCUUUGCCCUCGACGAGACUGGAGAAGAUAUGUGCAGGGUGUACCCAACCAACAAGAGAUCGGGCUCUAUGCGGUCGAAGGCAUCCGAUGGGCAGCUGAAUGUUGAUUUCAAGUUCGGUGGGAUACCGACCAUCCCUUCGACGGUCGAGGAGCAAGAGCCCGAGAGGGCGCUGACAUUAUCCGACAUCAUACCGCCGCCAUCUCAUUUCCGCUCGACUUCCCAGUCAUAUGUCGCCGAAGAGGAUAGUUCCGUCCUCAAGUCUAUCAUGGCGAAGGCGGUAGAAGUGGAUAUGCCUCCCCCUGUACCUCGUCGACGAGCUCUCUCAGAUUCUAGCUCUCAAUUCAGUAUGCGAGCAGCCAUACAAGCGCAAGACUCAAUCGUAUCUCAGUCCACGCACUCCAGGCGCUCUUCGGAGGUCAGCUUUGUCGGCUUCGAAUCUUUCGACGAGGUUAGACGUGCAUUUGAGUUCGGCCCUAACCGUCCUGCGUUCUACCCUCCCCCUGGUGCUGGUGCUACCGGUCGUCGGUCACAUGUUCGAGACAUGUCCCUGUUCAGUGUCGCAUCCGUAUCGUCCUACGGUGACAUUGUCGACUCUGGCUCGGAGGAUCCGUUCGGAUAUGCUCGCGGUCUUAGCCGGCCGCCCUCUUCCGAUAUGUCGAUGUCGAUGUCGAUGUCGGUCGAUGAUACGUUCUCCUUCAUCCACCGUGGUCGCCGACAGAGAAUCGAUAGUGAUGCAUCGAGCUUCUACUUCCGAGCUCCGGGUGCCAACCAAGCGCUGCAGGCCGGAAGACAUGGCCAUCGGCGUCAUGAGUCUGGAAUAUCAAUUGCUUCCAAUGCGCCGCCGGUCAGCCUCUACAAUCGGAGCUAUGGGGGGCACAGGAGAACCUGGGCUCGCCAUCGACAAGACCCAUCAGUCGAUUCGACCUGGAGUGAAAUCUCCGCACGGCGUCUUGGACGUCCUGGUUUGGGCGAUAAGAUGUUCGAACAUGAACCUGGCAUGCCCCUCUCUGCAAUCUCAGCCUCUCCUCCCGAGAGUGUUGCCAGUGAUCUCCGUAGCCGUGGUUCCUGGGACUCGAUCGCAGAUGGAGGGAAAUGCUCCUCGGUGGAUGACUCUUUGUUCGAGAAGUCUGACUCCAGGACGUCUAUGUCCUCUGACUCGGUGUUCGGCCACGAUGAAUCGUACCCGCAAUAUGACAAGCAGCUGCCUCCUCGCCAGUACCGUCCCAUCUCUGUGCUCAGCGAAUUCAGUGUCCAUAGCCCUCGCAAGGAAGAUGAUACGAUGAUCACAAUGCUGGACGGCAACCAUGUUCGUCGACGAUCCAUUAACUCGAUGAUUGGGGCUUCGCCGUGCGUCAGAGUUGAGAAGAUGAAACAUUCUGCAGUACAGCUACCUCAAGCUAUUCUACAAUUCAAGCAAGAGGACUCCAACAGAGAUGACUCUCCGAAGAAUAGGUUGCUGCAGCAGCCUUCCAUAGCAUCAACGAGUUCUCAUCAAUUCGGCGAUGAGCGCAUGAUCAUGGCGCGCAAAGGCCUACUCGAGCGGCAAAGCCUGGAAGACAGUGCACUGAUUGCACACGGAGAGGAUCUCUUGGCUUCCCUUCAAGCCCUCGGUUGCUCUACUGGCGCUCGUGAUUCCAUUUUCAUCGUCGACGGCGACAACGAGUCUAUGCACAGUGACUGGGACGAUGAACGUGGCAUUACAACUCUCCGUCGUUACUACGCACUUAGGGACGAGGCUCAAGAAACCGUGUCAGAGAGUAAACGAGUCUGGCCGGAUACUGCUUUCUCAAUCUUCGCUGUGCAAUCUUUCCGACCGCCAAGCAACCACGGGGGGAUGCGUGCCAUGCUAGAGCACUCGCAAAAGCACUAUGGACCUCUGCCUUCGGAACUUCGUCCUCGCCGGAUUCGGUCUCGUACAUCGUCACGGGCGUCGCCAUAUCCUUUGCCUCACGUUCUGCCAUCGUUCUCACCUGAGCAGACUAGACCAUCUGAUAUCAGUGCGGCUGUCAACACAUCUGCAAGUCGCCGGGACGCCUCGUCGACCACUUCUGCACUCCGAGAAGUCUCGGUCAACGCCAACAGUGGCAACAUCAACGCUCUGUCCCCGCCCCCAGCACUGGGUGUCAUCAAGCCCUUCACGCCUUUCGCUGUGGAAUUCGAAAAAUCUAAGCAGAAGAAGGCCCCCACAGGCUUGCCCCCCCUUCCUGCACGGCCAAGGGUCACAUCGAGUGCACGACGCACCGCUCUUGGGUGGACGAAACGUAGUACGGGAAAAUCAAGUUCUAGCGACCAGAAGGAGAACGUUGGUCAGGGCAUGAUCAUCACGUAA
Postia placenta MAD-698-R-SB12 is the source of this 5742-nucleotide messenger RNA. RefSeq lists its product as hypothetical. Bases 1 to 5742 code for a protein of 1913 amino acids. Lineage: Eukaryota; Fungi; Basidiomycota; Agaricomycetes; Polyporales; Adustoporiaceae. The transcript has 9 exons. The record is from RefSeq and is a predicted model, not a curated record.